UGUCUCUAUCUCUCUCUCUCUCUGAAGUUCCUCACUCUCUCUUUCUCUCUCUCUCUCAGCGUGUGCCUGCAGGAAAAUGGCCGAGGCCAGUAUUUCAGUAGAUCAGGACCAGUUCAUCUGUCCAGUGUGUCUGGAUCUCCUGAAGGAUCCGGUGGCUAUCCCCUGUGGUCACAGUUUCUGUAAGGUGUGUAUCAAUGGCUGCUGGGAUCAGGAGGAUCAGCAGGGCGUCUACAGCUGUCCUCAGUGCAGAGACACUUUCACUCCAAGGCCUGUUCUACGCAGAAACACCAUGCUGGCUGAAGUGGUGGAGAAAGUGAAGAAGACUGCUCCUGCUCACUGUUACGCUGGACCUGGAGAUGUGGAGUGUGAUUUCUGCAUCGGGAGAAAACGCAAAGCCGUUAAGUCCUGUCUGAUAUGUCUGGCUUCCUCUUGUGAAACUCAUCUUAAACCUCACUAUGAAGUUCCUGCUUUGAAAAAACACAAGCUGGUUGAAGCCAUAACACAGCUAAAUGGGAACAUCUGCUCUCAACAUGACAAACUGAUGGACAUCUACUGUCACACUGACAAAAGCUGCAUCUGUUAUAUGUGUACUGUAGAUGGACACAAAGGUCACGACACUGUCUCAGCUGCAGUGGAACGAUCUAAGAAACAGUAUGAGGUAGGAGAAGUGCAGGGGAAAUCCCAGGAGAGAAUCCAGGAGAAGCAGAAGAAGGUGCAGGAGCUGAAACAGGCUGUGAACACUAUAAAGUCCCGUACACAGACAGCAGUGGAGAACAGUGAGAGGAUCUUUACUGAGCUGAUCAACUCCAUGGAGGAAAAGCGCUCGGAGAUGACGGAGCUGAUCAGAGCUCAGGAAAAGGCUGAACUGAGUCGAGCUGAACGACUCCUGGAGCAACUGGAGCAGGAGAUUGCUGAUCUUCAGAGGAGAGUCACUGAGCUGGAGCAGCUUUCACACACACACGAUCACAUCCAUUUUUUCAAGUGCUUCCAGUCCCUCUGUGACCCUUCUGGGUAUAAAGACUCACUCAGCAUCACCAUCAAUCAUCAGCCCUCAUUUGAGAGAGUACAUAAUUAUUUGUAUGAUGUGAAAAAGCGACUUGUGGAAUUCUGCAAUAGUGAAUUCUAUAAAAUCCAUCCACAUGUUGCAGCAGUUCACCUGCUUUUAACCUCAGAGCCAAGGACCAGACAAGAGUUUAUGAAUUAUUUCUGUCAUCUGACUCUGGAUCCAAACACAGCACAUCGUAACCUCCUUCUAUCAGAAGGAAACACAGUUGUCACAGGCAGUGAGACGGAACAGCCGUACUCUCUACAUUCCUAUUCAGCUAAUCCUUCAGAGAGAUUUGACUACUACUGGCAGGUGUUGUGUAAUCAAAGUCUCAAUGAAUGCUGUUACUGGGAGGUGGAGCGGGUCAAUAAGGGAUAUUUAGAGAUAUCAGUCUCGUAUAAAGACAUCAGCAGGAAAGGAGAUGGUAUAGAGUGUGGGUUUGGAUACAACAAUCAGUCCUGGAGUCUGGUGUGUUCUUCUUCCACUUGCUAUUUCUGUCACAAGAACAAAAAGACUGAGCUCCGAGUUCCAUCACCUUCUAAAGUGGGAGUGUAUGUAGAUAAACGUGCAGGAAUUCUGUCCUUCUACAGCGUCUAUAACACAACGACACUUCUCUACAGAACUCACACCAAAUUCUCUCAGCCUCUAUACGCUGGCUUUAGGGUGGGUUUGAGAUCAACCAUGAGGUUAUGUAAUCGGUCUUGUUACUACUGAGACCAAAUAUCCAUGUUUGAACAAUUGAAUCAAUUUUAUAGUUAAUCAAUAUAUGCAUAUUUAAAAUAUGGUAUUAAUAAAUUAAGUAUUAAAUGUGUAAAUUAAUAUACUUGUUAAUUUGUAAUUAAUGCACUACUCGAUGCAAAUUUGUAAGACAAAGGCCAAAGAAUUUGUUUAGUUGCAGUGCAUAAUUCUCAAAAUCAAGCUAAAUUCAGUGUCCACAUUUGGAUGUGUUUACAACUAACCAAAUUUAAAAAAUACCAGCUGUUACCCUAAAAUACCAUCCAUCCAUUUUCUGUACCACUUAUCCUACACAGGGUCAUGCACAGCCUAGAGCCUAUCCCAUUGCAGGGCACAAUUGCACACGUAUUGACACACUACGGACAAUUUGGAAAUGCCAAUCAGCCUACAAUGCAUGUCUUUGGACUGGGGAGGAAACCCCUGAAGCACAGGGGACGGCGGUGCGAGGCGACAGUGCUAACCGCUAAGCUGCCAUGCCCUCACCCUAACAUACCAUUCUGUGGAAAUUAGCUUGUUUGGGACUUGUCAUUUUCAGGGGGAAAAAUUAAACAGGAUUGGUGUUCUGGCAUGAUUUCAAAUGUAACUAAUUAAAAAUCAGGUAACUAUAUGACAAAUUGCUCUGAAAGACAACCACCCAACAGCUACCAGCUACACUAACACCUCCUGACCCUCAUCUUGCCCAAAACUGGCCAGUAGCUCAUAUUUUCCUAUCAAUUGAUUAACUGUUCAAUAAAAUCUUACUCUUUCUUCUGAAUGACAAAAUAACUUUGCAUUGCAUCUGUUAAAAGUCUGUUUGAAGAAAUGUAAACCCAUCAAAAGGAGCUACAUAUCUGCAUUGACAAAUACAGUAAUACUGUAAGCACUCUUCCGGCACUGCUAAAAAAUAUCUUAGUCAGUAAAAAAAAUUGCUGAAUAUUGGCAAAUUUAUCUCAUAUUUCUCAUUAUUAGUAUAUUAUUAAACAUAAGCAUGAAAUUCAUACUAAUGUCAUUAAGAAUUUAAAAACAACUUCAUGUUGUGAGAACAAAAACAGACCAAACAGCAACACAAAACAUUUCUUGGCCAAUAACCUUCACAGUUUAAUGAACAGAAUUGAAGUAUUUACAUAAGGCAUAAAAAACACUUUGAGACAUGCUGUUGUAGAAAAAUAAUCAACGGCGGGGUGGUCUGGUGAUGUGGAGCACUACCCUGAAGUUGAUUAUUUCCCUAUAAUAGCAUGUUCCUGAGUAUUUUAUUUCUCUUCUACAAAAAUAUGCAGCUUGUUACUGAGAAACCGCAAAGUGUAAACACCUGCGUCCUGAGGAAACCUUAAAGUUACAGCAUCACCUCUGACUGUUACAAAGAACUGACACUGGAGACUCCUUCCAUAA
Messenger RNA from Pangasianodon hypophthalmus (striped catfish), 3148 nucleotides. RefSeq names its product tripartite motif-containing protein 16. NCBI's taxonomy places the organism in Eukaryota, Metazoa, Chordata, Actinopteri, Siluriformes, Pangasiidae. The record is from RefSeq and is a predicted model, not a curated record. Gene Ontology annotation, molecular function: protein binding; zinc ion binding. Bases 77 to 1759 code for a protein of 560 amino acids. The transcript is spliced from 6 exons.